GGGUACCCCCCCACCGAGCACGCCUUUCGGAAGGGGCUUGCCGACGGAGUGGGCUUGCCCAAGAUCCCGGUGCAUCCCCUGAGCUACCGCGACGCCGAGGAGCUGCUGCGGGACAUGGGGGGCGCCCCCCCGCCGAGCGAGGCCUGGAGGGGAAGCCUCAACGUCUCCUACAACGUGGGGCCCGGCUUCCUAGCCACGCGGGCCUCCUGGAGGGUGAGGAUGCUGGUGAGGACACAGAACCAGGUGAGGAGGAUCUACAACGUGGUGGGGACCAUCCACGGGGCGGUGGAGCCAGACCGCUGGGUCAUCCUGGGGGGUCACCGUGACACGUGGGUGUUUGGGGGCAUCGACCCCAUGACCGGGGCCGCCACCCUGCAGGAGGUCGCAAAGGUCACGGGAGCCAUGCGGCGCUCGGGUUGGCGCCCACGGAGGAGUCUCAAGCUGUGCAGCUGGGACGCCGAGGAGUUUGGGCUCCAGGGGUCCACCGAGUGGGUGGAGGACAAGGCCCAGGUGCUGCUGAGCCGUGCCGUCGCCUACAUCAACGCCGACUCGGCCAUCGAGGGCAACUUCACUCUGCGUGUCGACAGCUCGCCAAUGCUCCACCGCCUCGUCUACAGCGUGGCGAAGCAGGUGCCCAGCCCUGACGAGGGACAGGAGGGGCGGAGCCUCUACGACACGUGGCUCGCGCGCGAUCCUUCCUCCACCAAUCGGAGCCUCCCAAACAUCAACAAGCUGGGCUCUGGCAGUGACUUUGAGGCGUUCUUCCAGCGGCUUGGCAUCUCGGCGGCACGCGCUCGCUACACCAAGAACAAGCGUGGCCCCCGCUACAGCGGCUACCCGGCCUACCACAGCGCGUCAGAGACGUUCGACCUGGUGGAGCGCUUCUACGACGGCGGCUUCCCGCGGCACCUCGCCGUGGCGCGCGUCCGGGGCCUGCUGGCGCUGGCGCUGGCGGCCGCGCCGCUGCUGCCCCUCGACUGCCGCGACUACGGCCCCCAGCUGCGGAGCCACGCCGAGGCCGUCGCCGCGGUGGCGCGGACGCGCGGAGUGGAGGCCGGGCCCGGGUUUGCGUCUCUGUUCCAGGCCAUCGACAACUUCACGGCCGCGGCAGAGAACUUCCACGCGGCCAUCGGUGGACUCGACAUGGAGAAUGUCAUGGCUCUCCGCAUGGCCAACGACCGCCUCAUGCUGCUGGAGAGGGCCUUCACCGACCCCCUGGGCCUUCCUGGACGGCCGUUUUACCGCCACGUGGUGUUCGCUCCGAGCAGCCACAACAAGUACGCGGGCGAGGCGUUCCCGGGCGUCUACGACUCCCUGUUCAUCGCGGACGCGGCGGAGGCGCGCACUGAGACGGAGCGCAACCUCGCAGUGGCCGCCUUCACCGUGCAGGCUGCCGCCGGCACCCUGGCCUAGGCACGGCACCACCACCACCAUCACCACCACCACCACCACCCACCAUGGCCUCCC
Petromyzon marinus (sea lamprey) is the source of this 1467-nucleotide messenger RNA. NCBI's taxonomy places the organism in Eukaryota, Metazoa, Chordata, Hyperoartia, Petromyzontiformes, Petromyzontidae. The record is from RefSeq and is a predicted model, not a curated record.